AGCAGGAGACGACGAAAGAGGAGGCGGACGAAGUAAUGGAGGGCGAGGGCGAGGGGGAGGCGGGGCCGGUGACGUGCGCGUCGUGGAUCCGGCGGUCAGAGAAGCAGCUCCUCGUGGUCAUGGGAAGGGCGAGGAACCGCUCCUGCCCGCCUUUGCUCGACAUCUUCGAGUUUAAUCCCAAGACCGCUUCCCUCUCCCCCGAUCCCCUGGUGAGGAUUGUGAUGAGAGAUGAGGAUGGCGAUCCGCUGGGUUUCGCGGUGCACCCGAGCGGCGAUGAGUUUGUCUGCUCCCUUGCAACUGGCUGCAGAUUAUAUGAGUUUGUUAGUCAAGAUUUGGGUAUAAAGCUUCUGUCUAAAGAUCUGGAACCUCUUCACUCCAUUGGUCCGCAGAAAUGUUUGUCAUUUAGUACAGAUGGUCUAAAAUUUGCUGUCGGUGGAGAAGAUGGACACCUCAGAAUAUUUCAUUGGCCAACCCUGAACAUUCUCUUAGAUGAACCAAAAGCUCAUAAAUCUUUUCGAGAUAUGGAUAUCAGCUUGGACUCAGAAUUCUUAGUAUCAACAUUUACCGAUGGUUCUGCAAGAAUAUGGAAGAUAAAUGAUGGUGUUCCACUAGUCUCUUUGACUCGCACUGCAGAUGAGAAGAUAGAGUGUUGUCGUUUUUCUAGAGAUGGAACCAAACCUUUCUUGUUUUGCACUGUCCAAAAAGGUCGUAAAGUGGUAACUGCUGUUUGGGACAUCAGUACAUGGAACAGAAUUGGGUACAAGAGGCUACAAGGAAAGCCUGUUUCUGUGCUUUCAAUUAGCUUGGAUGGAAAGUACCUUGGACUUGGCUGUGAAGAUGGUGAUAUGUGUGUAGUUGAAGUGAAGACAAUGACAAUCUCUCAAUGGAGCAAGAAGCUUCAUCUUGGCACACGCAUUAAGUUGCUGGAAUUUUGCCCUAAAGAAAGUGCAUGCAGGGUUGUUCUUUCUACUUCAAAUCAAUGGGGGGUGGUGGUCACAAAACUCAAUGUACCAGCAGAAUGGAAGGAGUGGCAGAUCUACUUGCUACUCUUGGGCUUCUUCAUGGCUUCCCUGUUGGUGUUUUACAUACUCUACGAGAAUUCUGAUUCAUUCUGGAAUUUUCCUCAAGGGAGAAACCAACCUGCAAGACCAUCAGCAACGGCCUUCACUGACCCUCAGUCUUCAGAUGACAGUCCUUGGUGAUGAGAUCAUACUUUGUAGGUAUUGGCCUACCUACCUUUGUGCAUUAAGUUAUUCUGGAGGCAGCAUUUGGCAACAACCUGUUUUGCUACUCCACAAAUGUUUUACUGAUUGCUCUGUUCAUGUUCUUGGUCUAAAAAGUUUGGCUUCUGAUACCUGUGGUGAAAUUUUCUCCUAAAUCUUGAUGGCUGUUCUAGAUGCAAUUUGUGAAAGUUCACUGUAUACUUAUUUAAGAGUUGCAAAUGAUUAACUUUCAGUUUUAUUUUGCU
This is a messenger RNA of Musa acuminata subsp. malaccensis (wild Malaysian banana), 1468 nucleotides long. The record is from RefSeq and is a predicted model, not a curated record. NCBI's taxonomy places the organism in Eukaryota, Viridiplantae, Streptophyta, Magnoliopsida, Zingiberales, Musaceae.